GGCCUGUCCGCUGCUACGGGUUGUGAGGAAUUAACGUGUGAGAAGACGUGGCUAUUGAGAGUGGGUGUUUGAGAAGAAUACAGAGAGUGUACGCGCUAGCCUUGGACUGUCUCACUGGUUCGGCCGCAUUAUUACUGCCCUGUGAUGGACUGUGUCUCCGAGUGCGACUGUGAUCGCUCGGCAAGUUGUAAGAGAGCGACAGAUCGGCUGACUGAUGCCCAGUCCCUCGCACACACGAGCCGCCGCUAGCUGCCCCCUUGCCCAUGCCACUAGACCCAGGCUGCCUUAAUGGCAGGGUCAUGAAGUGCUUGACUUUCUUUCUUCUGCUUCCAGAGACCUUAAAGAAGUCUAGAAAGAGUGCGAGGGCACAGGGCAAGGUGCAGGCAUGCUAUGAGAUAGUGCCCUUGGCCCUCAAGAAGAAGAUGGCUGCAGAGCUUUACCCUGCCAGCGCAAACACCAAUAUCGCCAACAGUAACGCCACUGCCAACGCCAAGAAGAACGCCCUCCAACUCCAGCACACUGCCCCGCCGCCGCCGCAACUGCACAACCUCAACAACAACAACAUUGAGAGCAGCAACUGGCAGUCCUUCCACCCGACCCUGCGCGAGAGGAAUGCUCUGAUGUUCAACAACGAGCUUAUGGCGGACGUUCAUUUCAUUGUGGGCCCAGCAGGGGCUUCAAAGAAAGUUCCUGCUCACAAGUAUAUUUUGGCUGUGGGUAGCUCUGUGUUCUACGCAAUGUUUUAUGGAGACCUUGCUGAAGUGAAAUCCGAAAUCCAUAUUCCAGAUGUGGAGCCUGCAGCUUUUCUAAUCCUUUUAAAGUACUUGUACAGUGAUGAAAUUGACCUGGAAGCAGACACUGUGCUUGCAACACUGUAUGCUGCCAAAAAGUACAUUGUGCCGGCCUUGGCUAAAGCCUGUGUUAAUUUCCUGGAGACUAGUUUGGAGGCAAAGAACGCUUGUGUUCUGCUCUCUCAGAGCCGUCUUUUUGAAGAGCCAGAUCUUACUUUGCGUUGCUGGGAGGUCAUAGACGCUCAAGCGGAACUGGCACUAAAGUCAGAGGGUUUCUGUGAAAUAGACCUGCCAACCCUGGAGAUUAUUGUUACACGUGAGACACUAAACACUAAAGAAGAUGUUGUGUUUGAGGCAGUUUUGAACUGGGCUGAGGCAGAGUGCAAAAGACAAGGUUUGCCAAUCACUCCAGUCAACAAGAGGAAUGUAUUGGGAAAGGCCUUAUACUUGGUACGGAUUCCCACUAUGACUUUGGAGGAAUUUGCCAAUGGAGCUGCCCAGUCAGAUAUUUUAACCCUAGAGGAAACCAGAAGUAUAUUCCUCUGGUACACGGCUGCUAAUAAACCUCAGCUGGAGUUCCCUCUAAUAAAAAGGAAAGGACUUGCACCUCAGCGUUGCCACAGGUUUCAGUCCUCGGCAUAUCGCAGUAAUCAGUGGAGGUACCGGGGACGCUGUGACAGCAUCCAAUUUGCAGUCGACAAAAGGAUAUUCAUAGCAGGACUGGGGCUUUAUGGUUCGAGCUGUGGCAAAGCAGAGUACAGCGUCAAGAUAGAACUGAAGAGACAGGGCGUAGUUCUGGCCCAAAACCUGACUAAGUUUGUUUCUGAUGGCUGUAGUAAUACAUUCUCUGUGUGGUUUGAACACCCCGUACAGGUAGAGCAAGAUACUUUUUACACUGUAAGCGCCAUUCUUGAUGGUAAUGAACUCAGUUAUUUCGGACAGGAGGGAAUGACAGAAGUACAGUGUGGAAAGGUUACAUUUCAAUUCCAGUGCUCUUCAGACAGCACCAAUGGGACUGGGGUACAAGGUGGACAAAUUCCAGAACUCAUCUUUUAUGCAUGAUGCAUUUCACUUCUAGAAGACUACUGCAAAGCACACAGACUCUCCCACCCACCCUUCCCUCUUGAAAGGGGCCUGCAGCACAGUAGUUUAACCAGCUUUCUGCUGGUUGUACCUGCAAUGCACUGAAAAGGUUGAAGGGAGAGUCUUAAUUUAUGCUGUUUGUCAGUAUGGAAUGUAGCAAAAUGGUCAAAAAAACACCCAACUGAAGAAAUGCUUGUAGGAUUGAAUCUAAUUUUAUUUAUUUAUAAGCUAUUUGAAUUUAAUUAUUAAAACUGCAUCAUGCAGGGAGAGGUUUAAAAAAAAAAUCUGCGCAUAAUGUGCAUUUAUUUUGUAUAUAGAUAAUUUACUUAAAAUGCAGCUUGCUCAGGGUAGAGCAGCUUAUAAAUAUGCGAGACAUAAAAUGUUUUUACUUAUACCCUA
Xenopus laevis (African clawed frog) is the source of this 2273-nucleotide messenger RNA. It is a transcript of the gene btbd6.L, whose product is annotated as BTB (POZ) domain containing 6 L homeolog. The record is from RefSeq and is marked provisional. Gene Ontology annotation, biological process: neurogenesis. Gene Ontology annotation, cellular component: cytosol; cytoplasm. Lineage: Eukaryota; Metazoa; Chordata; Amphibia; Anura; Pipidae.